This is a messenger RNA of Fundulus heteroclitus (mummichog), 966 nucleotides long. RefSeq lists its product as uncharacterized. Bases 1 to 966 code for a protein of 321 amino acids. The record is from RefSeq and is a predicted model, not a curated record. Gene Ontology annotation, biological process: response to bacterium. The transcript has 5 exons. NCBI's taxonomy places the organism in Eukaryota, Metazoa, Chordata, Actinopteri, Cyprinodontiformes, Fundulidae.
AUGCAGGGUUAUAUUCCCUGGGCGACGAGGGAUUUCUACCAGGUGCUGGAUGAUUCUUUGGUCCCUGUGGUCACAGUUCAACCUGGUGAUCCUGUGACUCUGUCUUGUGCUUUUUCGGAAAAAUUUAAGAGCACCACUUGGCUUCACUGGUACAAACAGAGUACAGGAGAUACUUUGAAAUUAAUUGUGAUGCAGCAGAAAACCAUAACGCCAGUGUAUAAUCCGGACGUCUCGGACUCAAGAAUAAAAGCAACAAAUGACGACAAAUUCAGCAAUCUAACCAUCCUGAAGACAGUUCUACAAGAUGAAGGAAUGUAUCACUGUGCUCAUAUGGAUUGGACUAAAUCUACUUGGACCGGGACUUAUUUGUCAAUAAAAGGAAACUCCGGAAAGACAUCGAGCUACACUGUUUUUCAGAACCCAGUUUCUGAUCCCGUCCAUCCGGGGGACUCAGAGACUCUGCAUUGUUUGCUUUUCUCUGAGUCUGAGGACAAGGUGUGUUCAGGGGAGCUCAGUGUGUUCUGGUUCAGAGACGGAUCAAAACACUCCCUUCCAAAUAUCAUCUACACUAAUGAAAAAGUACAGCAAAAUUGUGAGGAUAUAUCUACAUUGAACGAUCAGAAGAAAUGUAGCUACAGCUUUUCUAGGAACUUCAGCUCCUCUGAAGUUGGGACGGUGUACUGCGCUGUGGCAACAUGUGGUGAGAUAUUAUUUGGAAGGGGAACUAACACAACUGCAGAUCAAUCACCAAGUUCUAAAGUUAAUGUGCUGAUAAUCAUAGUAAUCUGCUUUGCAAUUUCCAUGAUUGUAAACAUUGCUUUUAUCUGUCACCAUGCUCAAAGAUCACUGCGUAGAAACCUUAAAGCCUGGGUAAUGCUGCUCUGCUUCCACCUGUUCCUCUCCACCAAGGAGAGGGUAUACCAAUUAGAGCACCCUCUUCUUGGCUCUGCAGUUGCUCUGAAGUAA